This is a messenger RNA of Thalassophryne amazonica, 1877 nucleotides long. RefSeq names its product cytochrome P450 2J2-like. Gene Ontology annotation, molecular function: iron ion binding; oxidoreductase activity, acting on paired donors, with incorporation or reduction of molecular oxygen, reduced flavin or flavoprotein as one donor, and incorporation of one atom of oxygen; heme binding. NCBI's taxonomy places the organism in Eukaryota, Metazoa, Chordata, Actinopteri, Batrachoidiformes, Batrachoididae. Gene Ontology annotation, cellular component: cytoplasm; intracellular membrane-bounded organelle. Gene Ontology annotation, biological process: xenobiotic metabolic process. The record is from RefSeq and is a predicted model, not a curated record.
AACAUUUCCUGGAUUGGACAUCUGGUUCAAAUCUCUCCCACUUCACCAGAGCCUUUGAGGCACACCCCAACUCCAUCUGCAGGCUCGAAUGAUGUUUUUUUUUUCUACACAGAGGAACUGAACAAUAACAUUAGAAUGAUUUUUCAAACGCUGUUUGAGUGUAUGGACUUCACCGGCUGGCUGUUGUUGAUCUUUGCAGUGUUACUGUUAACUGAUGUGGUAAACUGGACUCCAAGCAAAUUUCCACCUGGACCCUUGGCUUUACCUUUUGUUGGAAAUGUCUUCACUGGGAUUGACUUCAAAACCAUUAACAAGCUUGCUGUGGAGUAUGGUCCAGUGUUCAGCCUGAGAAGAGGCAGUGAGAGGAUCGUGCUUGUGUCAGGAACCAAGAUGGUGAAAGAAGCCCUUGUUAACCAGCUGAACAGCUUUGUUGAUCGACCCAUAAUACCACUUCUCCACGUUGUCUUUAAAGGCCUUGGCAUCGCCCUUAGCAGUGGCUACUUGUGGAAGAAACAGAGGAAGUUUGCUAACACUUAUCUGCGUUACUUCGGGGAGGGACAGAAGUCAUUGGAAAAAUACAUUGAAGUGGAAAGCAUGUUUCUUUGUGAUGCUUUCAAAGAGGAACAAGGAAAACCAUUCAACCCCCAGUACACCAUCAUCAAUGCGGUGAGUAAUAUCAUCUCUUACAUGCUGUUUGGACAUCGCUUUGAAUACAGUGAUGAAAGAUUCCGAAAGGUUCUGCAGUUGGAUAAUGAGGCUCUUUUUCUUGCUGGCACAUUUGGAGCUCAGCUGUAUGAUGUCCUUCCUGGCUUACUGAAACACCUGCCAGGACCUUACCAGACUGUCCACUCCAAUUACAAGAAGAUUACUGAUUUCCUGCAAGCAGAAAUAGAUAAACACAAGGAGGAAUGGAACCCCGAUGACCCGCGUGAUUAUAUUGAUGCUUACCUGACAGAGAUGGAGAAGAUGAAAGAUGAUCCUCAGGCUGGCUUCAAUGAAGAAACUCUGUUGUUUUGUACGCUUGACUUUAUUGAAGCUGGGACAGAAACUACUGCUACAACUUUACGAUGGGCCCUCGUAUACAUAAUGAACUACCCGGAGAUACAGGAGAAAGUCCAGGCAGAGAUAGACAGAGUGAUUGGACAGUCUCGUCCACCCACAAUAACUGACAGGCCCAACAUGCCCUACACCGAUGCUGUCAUCCAUGAGACUCAAAGGAUGGGAAAUAUUGUGCCCCUUGGAUUCCCAAAAAUGGCCAAUAAAGACUCAACACUGGGAGGAUACUUCAUACCAAAGGGAACGGCACUUACUGUAAACCUUUCAUCUGUGCUGUUUGAUAAGAAUGAGUGGGAGACACCAGAGAUAUUUAACCCUGGCCAUUUCUUGGACUCAGAGGGCCAUUUCCGCAGAAGGGAAGCAUUCCUACCAUUUUCAGCAGGUAAGCGUGUGUGUAUUGGGGAACAUCUGGCCAGAAUGGAGCUGUUUCUUUUCUUUACCUCACUACUCCAACACUUCACCUUAUCUCCUGUUCCUGGAGAAAUGCCCAGUAUGAAAGGUGUGCUGGGUUUCACCAAUUCUCCUGAAGUCUUCAAGAUGGUGGCCAAACCUCGGUGAUCCACUUCAGCUCUUCACAUCCCAAACAGAAAUUGUGAUGCCUCUAAUGGUUCACUUUGGAAUUUUUCUACAGCAUCAGUGGUGUAUAUAAAAUAAACAAAUAUAUUCAAUAUUAAGACCAGAAAGUAAAUAAAGGUAACUGAGCAUCUGACUCUCCGCUCUGCCCAUGAUGCUACAUAUUGUCAGGGUCAGAAGUAUGGAAAUCAGUCAUGCCAUGUUGUCACUGUUUAUAGGUCUCCUGGCCCAUAUUCUGAAUUUUUUAG